Molecule: messenger RNA, 2158 nt
Organism: Cynoglossus semilaevis (tongue sole)
Lineage: Eukaryota; Metazoa; Chordata; Actinopteri; Pleuronectiformes; Cynoglossidae
Product: type-2 angiotensin II receptor
Exons: 2
Coding region: 236-1492 (418 amino acids)
Biological process (GO): calcium-mediated signaling; immune response; G protein-coupled receptor signaling pathway
Cellular component (GO): membrane; external side of plasma membrane
Molecular function (GO): C-C chemokine binding; C-C chemokine receptor activity
Source: RefSeq, a predicted model, not a curated record
UCUGGUCCACAGACCAGAGACAGUCCUCACACACACACACACACACACACACACACACACUCUGCAGAUUUUACUCGGAGGAUUUGAACCGAACCAUGGACCUGAUCCAGGAUCAGUGAGAAGUUUCUGGACGCUGCGUAACUCUGGUCGACCUUGGAACAGACGGGACCUCCGCUCGUCCAAUCAUGGACCUCCCCGACGACCUCCUCAUGUCCAACUCUCCGCUCGUCCAAUCAUGGACUUCCCCGACGACCUCCUCAUGUCCAACUCCACCUCCUUCCCCCGGGUGGCGACACAGAUUUAUCUGAACGCGUCUGAGCCUCCGUGCCCGGCGUGGCCCCCGAUCCCUAUGACCACGGUCAUACCCACCGUGUACAGCGUCAUCUGCGUUCUGGGGAUUGUGGCCAACGCUCUGGCCGUGGCCGUGUUGGCGCACGCCAGCGCCUCACGCAGGACGGUGGCCAACACGUUCAUGUUGAACCUGUGCGUGUCCGACCUGCUCUUCCUGCUGUCGCUGCCCCUCUGGGCCGUCUACUACUCCCACGGCUACAACUGGCCGUUUGGCCGCGUUUCCUGUAAGAUCUGCGGCGUGCUCCACAACCUCAACCUCUACGCCUCCAUUUUCUUCAUCACGGCGAUGAGCGUGGACCGCUACCUCGCCAUCGUUCAUCCCUUCCGCUCUCAGAGGACGCGCGACCCCGUGCUGGCCCGGUUCACGUGCAUCCUGGUGUGGGUUCUGGCCUGUCUGUGCUCCAUGCCCACCCUAGUGUUCAGAGACACUCACUACAUCGAGUCCCUCGGCGUGGAGGCCUGCGCCAUCAAAUACCCCAGCCACACCUGGUACAUCGCCCUGGUCCUCAUGAAGGUCAUUUUGGCUUUCCUUCUCCCCCUGCUGGUCAUCUCCUGUUGCUACUGCGCCAUCGGGCGCCACCUCCUGGGGGGCACGGGGCUGGUGCGAAUGCGGACGAAGAAACUUCCCGUCGCCGCGGCCUCCUUCAAAUCAUCGCAGUCCGCGGAGAACGCCACUAAAUCGGACCGACCCCCGACACCCGGCGUGACCCCCAGCUGUUCGGGGGGAGGGGCCCACGAGGGCAGGGGGGUGGAGCGCGUCCUGUGGACGGUGGCGGCCGUGGUCUUCGCCUUCUUCUUCUGUUGGUUCCCGUUCCACUGCGUGACCUUCAUGGACGUCCUGCAGAGCGAGUCCUGGUUGGACGGCUGCUGGGUCAGCUGGACCGUCUCCACCCUCACCCCCCUCACCCUCUGCCUGGGCUUCUCCAACUCCACCAUCAACCCCGUGGUUUACUGCUUCAUCGGGAACCACUUCCGGGGCCGCCUGGGGGGGCUGUGUAAGGGCCUGUGUGCCCGCCUGAAGCCCCGGGGGCCGGACCACCGCCACAAACGAGGUUCCUUCAGCACCAGACUGAGUUCUUUCUCUCGAAAACUCAGCGACCUGAAAGACCUGGCCAUCGUGGAGCCCGGCGGUCCUGAUUAGACGCCUCCCGGGGGGGGAGGGGGGGUGAGUGGGGGUGAGAGACUCCCUUUAUGACUGCGGUCAGUGGUCCUGCCUCACUGCAGGGACGUCAGGGGUUCGAGCUCCAGUUUUAAAUUAUGGAGUUUUUUUUUUCAUGUUGUUUUUUUGUGUAUAUUUUCUCCAGAUUAUUUAUUCACUCUGAAUCUGUGAUUAUCAACUGGUGGCCCGCAGGCCCAAUCCAGGCCGUGAAUGGACCCUAAAUGUUGAACAAAAAAUGUGACUGAACUACAUUUGUCCUCCGUGGAAUUAAGAAAUUAAACUUUCAGAUUUCAGCAGCUACAGAAAUGAAAAAUGAAGAUGAAGUUUUCUGUGAAAAGGUCAAAGGUUGUUUGUGUUUGUUUUUCUGUGUAUGAUUUUUUUUAUAAAGAUUUGUUUUUUUAUUUUAUGAUAAAUAUAAUAUUAUAAUACAAAUUAUAAACAGUGUUGAAAUGAAAUGAAAAUAAAUCUCCUUCAAAAUGUGACGUUUGCUCUCAUUUCAAACACGGCGGUGGGUGGGGGGGGCACCUUGACCUGAUGACCCCCUCCCACCCUGAUGUAGUGAAGUUCUUCAUGUCCAUGUGUGAAAAUGUCAGUUUGUUAAAAAAUAUAAAUAUAAAUAUAAACAAAUAAACUAAAACCGUCACCAGG